GGUUUUUGAGCGUGAAGCUGCACUGGAAUCAGCCCUAAGAAUGUUGCAGCAAUUCUACCUGGAUCUUGAAAAGUUCCUUGCUUGGCUUACUGAAGCUGAAACGACUGCGAAUGUCCUACAGGAUGCUACACACAAAGAAAAGAUACUAGAGGAUGCCAAAACGGUUCGGGAGCUUAUGAAACAGUGGCAGGAACUGCAGGCAGAAAUCGAUGUUCAUACUGACACCUUCCACAACCUGGAUGAAAAUGGGCAGAAAAUCUUGAGAUCUCUGGAAGGCUCUGAGGAUGCAGCCCUAUUGCAGAGACGUCUGGAUAACAUGAACCUCAGAUGGAGUGAGCUUAGGAAGAAAUCUCUAAGCAUUAGAUCCCAUUUGGAAGCCAGUACAGACCAGUGGAAGCGUUUGCAUCUCUCUCUGCAGGAACUUUUGGCAUGGCUGCAGCUGAAGGAGGAUGAAUUAAACCAGCAAGCACCCAUUGGUGGAGAUCUUCCUGCUGUCCAGAAACAGAAUGAUAUUCAUAGGGCUUUCAAGAGGGAGCUGAAAACGAAAGAACCUGUUAUCAGGAGUGCACUUGAGACUGUGCGAAUCUUCUUAGCAGAGCAGCCUGUGGAGGGACUGGAGAAGCUCUACCCAGAGCCAAGAGAGCUGUCACCUGAGGAAAGGGCCCACAAUGUCACUAAACUUCUUCAAAGGCAAGCAGAUGAUGUCAGAACUGAGUGGGAUAAGCUGAAUCUACAGUCUGCUGAUUGGCAAAAGAAGAUAGAUGACGCUCUUGAAAGACUGCGGAGCCUUCAAGAGGCAAUGGAUGAACUGGACCUGAAACUACGCCAGGCUGAAGUGUUCAAGGGAUCCUGGCAGCCAGUGGGGGAUCUGCUAAUUGACUCUCUACAGGAUCACUUAGAAAAAGUCAAG
Molecule: messenger RNA, 910 nt
Organism: Antrostomus carolinensis (chuck-will's-widow)
Lineage: Eukaryota; Metazoa; Chordata; Aves; Caprimulgiformes; Caprimulgidae
Product: dystrophin-like
Exons: 5
Biological process (GO): synaptic signaling
Cellular component (GO): plasma membrane
Molecular function (GO): protein binding
Source: RefSeq, a predicted model, not a curated record